GCACGGCCCUGGCUGGGAUUGGGUAGAAUAGCCAGAGGGUUUUUACAGGAAUCAUGUUUGCAGCUCAGGUGAAACUCUUAGUGAAGUUUCCGAGGUGAAUUUGACACAGUUUUGAGAUCAGAUUGAAACAGGGCUAAUGAGAGAAACAGAGGGAUGUAAUCGCGAAGGGAGGGGAGGAGAGGACAGAAGAAUGACGGAUGAGCCACAGUAGUUGGUUGGCUGCUGAACGGACACAGGGGACCGUGGUGUUACUUAAAACGAGAGUCGCAAGUAACCACGGGCAAAGUUAAGAAGAGAAGAAAGGGAGGAGAAGGAUGCGUGAAGAUUAGAUAGAGAUGGGAGGCUCUCAACAGACCAAAAAACAGUCUCCUGGAAGAACCGGUGGUGGGCGACUGACGCCACACACGCCGCGGCACACACAUGCACACGGUCGUUCAGGGCAGACCCGACACACGCCGCGAUCCAGUCUUACACGCACGGGAGCGACCCGCAAACAGGCCGCACAUUCCUCCCAGACGCACACGCAUGCUCACCGCUCGCCGUCGGCUCAAGGCAGUCUCGCUCGGGCCGGGAACGGACACGGACACCCGCACGCACAUUUGCAGGCUCAUGCAGACCAGGGCGGCUGUGGUCUCUUCUGCUACCUGUGUUACAUUGGCUACUGCCUCUGUUUGAUGCUUCUCUCCUGUUUUCUCCUUCUUCUUCUCUCCCCACCUACGUCUCGCACGCCUCCUCCUCCUGCACCUCUGCCCCCUUCUCCUUCUGACGACACCAUUUUUUCCUCUCUGGCUGUUUCGGUCUGCCCCCAUCCUUUCCUGAACCUCUCGUUCUCCUCUAUGUCUCCAUUAUCUCCUCUCCUGUCUUCGUCCGACUCCCUGACUCUCCUUCACCCGGAUUCCAAAUUCUUUCCUUUCAACCUGUCGUCUCCUCUUCCUCUAUGCCCAUCUGUGUCCCCUGCUCCUCCUCUGACCCCUUCCAAAUCCUCCUCGGAUGCUUCUCCUCGUCCCCGCCCUUUUCUUCUUGUCCCACCUUCUCUCCUCCUCCUUCCUCGCCCCUCGCUCUGUCGAUCCCGCCCUUCUUCGUCUCGCUCCUUGCCCUCCCUUCUGCUCUGCCCACACAGUUUGUCUGACCAUGCCCUCUCCUCGGACGAAACUUUGGAUAACAUCCCGUCAACAGGGGCGACGCCUCGGCCCCGCACAUUGCUGCGUCAGCAGAGCCUCCAGCAACCAUUGAUCCAGGCUCCGGCGCCAAGUUUGGCCAGUAGGCCACCCAUUUCCCAGAGUCUGGGUCAGUUGCACACCCAGCCAGGUUGCGGAGGGACGGAGCCUGGGGGAGGAGGCGGGGCUAGCUCAAGGAACUCCAGGGGCGGACAGACAGGGGGCGGAGCAUCAUGCUAUAAGUCGGGAGUUGCCGGGGGGCGGGCCUCCCUUGGGAACGCUGGCAGCGUGGAUCACAUGAUGGGUCAGAUAAAGAGACGAGGCCUGGAUGUUAAAUCCUUCGUGGAAGGAAAAAUGGUGGUUCUCUCUCUCGCGAUCGGUUUGGCCGAGCAGGACGACUUUGCCCAUCUGCCAGACCUACAGGAAGAACCGGCCGGUCAAGAAACCCCCCCUGAAAAGAGUAGGAACAUGGGGAAUAAGCCAGCUAACAGUCCUAAGGGUCAGCCGCCAGAUGCCGACGGCCAUUCCUCAGUGUCUGACCUUGCCAACUCGCUCACUGGAGACAUGGUGAUGUUGUCUCCGGGGUCGGAAGACGAUGAUCACGAAGGUCCAGUGAGCGAGAAACUGGGCAGGAUUCAGUUCAGCUUGGGCUACAGCUUCCAAGACACGACUCUGACGGUGAAGAUACUCAAAGGUCAAGACCUGCCCGCUAAAGACUUCUCUGGGACGUCCGACCCCUUCGUCAAGAUCUACCUACUUCCCGACAGAAAGCACAAACUAGAGACCAAAAUCAAGAGGAAAAAUCUCAACCCUCACUGGAACGAAACCUUUCUGUUUGAAGGAUUCCCGUACGAGAAGGUACGGGAGAGAACGCUGUAUCUCCAGGUGCUGGAUUACGAUCGAUUCAGUCGUAACGAUCCGAUCGGAGAAGUCUCGAUUCCUCUGAAUAAAGUGGAGCUCGGACAGCUGAAGACGUUCUGGAAGGAUCUCAAACCCUGCAGUGACGGCAGCGGAAGUCGUGGAGAUCUUCUGUUGUCUCUCUGUUAUAACCCCACUGCCAACACCAUCACUGUUAACAUCAUAAAAGCUCGCAACCUCAAAGCCAUGGACAUCGGGGGCACCUCAGACCCCUAUGUAAAAGUAUGGCUAAUGCACAAAGACAAGCGAGUGGAGAAGAAGAAGACAGUGACCAUCAAACGCUGCCUGAACCCCGUUUUUAACGAAUCCUUCCCUUUUGAUGUGCCCGCACAUGUUCUCCGAGAGACGACCAUCAUCAUCACCGUCAUGGAUAAGGAUCGUCUGAGCCGCAACGAUGUCAUUGGAAAGAUCUACUUGUCAUGGAAGAGCGGUCCUGCUGAGGUCAAACACUGGAAGGACAUGUUGAGCCGGCCGCGCACAAACGUGGCGCAGUGGCACGCCCUCAAAGCUUGAUUCGCCCUCUCCAUUUCCAAUUUCUGCCCCCCGAACCCCAUUUGACAUUUGACCCCGAAACCCCGUCCUUAUGCACAAGACAAACUUGCUGCCAGGCGGCACAACACGGGUACUUUUAGCCAUCCACUCAAGUAACCUUUAACCUUUGAGCGUCUCUCUCCUCCACUUUGGGCUUUACUCUGGUAACGUAGUACAAAACCUGCUUGUUCACUAAUCACGCCAACGGUUCUUUUGCGCACUAGCAUCCGCUCUGGACUCUGGGAUAGUCGAGGAAUCCAACAAAGCCAUUUAAAGAUGCUCUGAAAGCGUUCGAGCUGCAACUACACGUUACCAGGAUGUUGUUUCCUUCCUGUUUAGAUUUGUCUCUAGUGUUCCUCAGGCUGGAGAGGUCCGACAUCUUUGGGAUGUGUGAAGGCUUCACCUCGGCCCAAACCCUCGUCUCAUUCCACCAACCCUGCGUCUAGACCCAGAGGCUCAUGGGAGCUCAUUUGGCAGCCUUUAAAUUGGCCACUGCUGAAACAGAUCGAGUCGCAGGAACUCUGGGAGAUGUAUUUUUCCAGGUCUCAGACGUCCCAUGUGAGUCCAACAGCCCCGGAGGGCCGCGGUAAUUAAAGCCAUGAGGGGAAACGAGACGCCCUCUUUCCAUUAGCAGCCUCUCGUUUCUUUCAGUCUCCAUUUAUAGUUGUUUUUCUCAAAAUCCCUGACCUCUCCAAGCCUUUUUCCAUAUCUAUCCCACUUGACCUGAUUUUUCUGUACCUUCGUUCCUUCUCUCUUUCCGAUUGGUUCAGCUGAAACCUGUAGACAUUGAAAACCUUACGCCAUCUGGAGAUUUACAGACAGCAAAUGGACUUCAUCCUCGUCCUUUUUGCUUUUUUCUCUCUGUGGUUUCUCUUUAUUGCUGGCACAAUAGUAGUGAAGUCCCUGUUUUUCUCGGGAUCCCUUGUCGUCCGUGUGCUGUGAGUGAUGUGUCGUAGACCCAACCGAAAUAUCGUUAAAAAACAUUAAACACCAGGGCGGAAAAUAAAACUACUUUCUCAAAGAAGCGUUCCAGGUUUUCUGGGACUUUUGGAUGGAAUCCUGAUGGAAGGGGAAAAAAACACUUGAUGUCAUCUUUUUUCAUCAACUGACCUUUAAAGAAACCAAUCAGAAUUGUUCUUUCCAGAUUUGCUGUGAAAUAUAGAAGAAAAGUUGAUUUAGCGUCGCGUGCGCCGGAUAGUUCUCGCCACACUUUGCUCUAGUGACAUGUUUCUUUGUGCAUGUGUGUGUGUGUGUGUGUGUGUGUGUGCUGAUAGGGGCUCAUCCUUUACAGAAACCCUCCAGUUAAUGGGAAAAACCUGUCUUUACCCGCGUAGGUGUGCGUAUGAGACUGUUUCAGGAGGUAGAUGGGGAUGAAUCUCACCUAAACAUGACCUGGUCACAUUUUACCCCCAAAAUCAAAAGAAAAGAAUACUAAAUGAUAAUUUGAAUAAAGAAAAUGGAGACUGAUUUUAAGCACAAUUUUAAAAAAUUCAUGAAAAACACAUUUACCCCACAAAUGCUCAUUACCAUAAAUAACUAAUAAUUUAUAUAAAAUUUAAACAAGUAUCAAAUAAAGCUGUAC
Messenger RNA from Carassius auratus (goldfish), 4188 nucleotides. Its product is annotated as synaptotagmin-7-like. Gene Ontology annotation, molecular function: phosphatidylserine binding; calcium-dependent phospholipid binding; SNARE binding. The transcript is spliced from 8 exons. Bases 336 to 2588 code for a protein of 750 amino acids. NCBI's taxonomy places the organism in Eukaryota, Metazoa, Chordata, Actinopteri, Cypriniformes, Cyprinidae. Gene Ontology annotation, cellular component: plasma membrane; synapse; axon. The record is from RefSeq and is a predicted model, not a curated record. Gene Ontology annotation, biological process: calcium ion-regulated exocytosis of neurotransmitter; vesicle fusion.